Messenger RNA from Biomphalaria glabrata, 3329 nucleotides. Its product is annotated as peroxisomal multifunctional enzyme type 2-like. NCBI's taxonomy places the organism in Eukaryota, Metazoa, Mollusca, Gastropoda, Planorbidae. The coding region runs from base 171 to 2357 and encodes 728 amino acids. Gene Ontology annotation, molecular function: oxidoreductase activity. The record is from RefSeq and is a predicted model, not a curated record. The transcript is spliced from 22 exons.
GUUCAAAGUUUAUUGUUUACGGAACAGACAGACAAAAUCUAGAUCUAUGCCAUCUAUGCUGUAAAGAAGUAUAGAUUCUACUUAAACAAUAAAAGUUACAUUCUAGAUAGUCUUGCUUUAGAUCUCGUUUCUGCCUUUUUCUAUUACUCAAAGCUAACUAAAAAAAGAAAAUGAGUGAUACACUAAGAUUCGAUGGGAAAGUUGUUUUAAUCACAGGAGCUGGCAAUGGGUUAGGGAAAGCCUAUGCUUUAGCGUUUGCAGAGAGAGGAGCAUCUGUAGUAGUGAAUGAUCUUGGAGGUAGUGCCACUGGUGUUGGUAAAGGUUCCAAAGCAGCUGAUUUAGUUGUGCAGGAAAUUGUAUCCAAGGGAGGAAAAGCAGUAGCCAAUUAUGAUUCUGUUGAAGAUGGUGAAAAAUUAGUAAAAACUGCUUUGGAUACUUUUGGUAAAAUUGAUGUUGUAAUAAACAAUGCUGGAAUUUUAAGAGACAAAUCAUUUGCCAGGAUUAGUGAUGAAGAUUGGGAUAUUAUUCAAAGAGUCCAUUUGCGUGGUUCAUUUUUAGUGACUCGUGCAGCGUGGCCGCACAUGAAAGAACAAGGUUACGGCAGAAUAAUUUUUGUGAGCUCUUCUGCUGGGAUCUAUGGCAACUUUGGACAGGCCAACUACAGUGCUGCCAAACUAGGUCUUGCUGGCCUCUCCAACACUGUGGCCCUGGAAGGAAAAAAAUAUGGGAUUCAGUGCAACUGCAUUGCACCAAUAGCUGGCUCUAGGCUCACAGAAACUGUCAUGCCAAAAGAAAUUGUCCAGGCCUUGAAACCUGAGUACGUAGCACCUGUUGUGGUCUACUUGUGUCAUGAUACCUGCCAAGAGACUGGGGGACUUUUUGAAGUUGGAGCUGGUUGGGUUGGUAAAUUACGCUGGGAAAGAACAGAAGGUGCAGUGCUAAGACAGAAAAAUAAAACCAUCACAGCUGAAGCAGUACGAGACAAUUGGGCAAAGAUUACAGACUUCAGCCAAUCAACACAUCCUCGUAGCAACCAGGAGUCAUCGGGUUUUAUGAUCCAGUUAGUCAACGGCAUGGACCAAGAAGAAAAGGAGGCCCAAGAAGCAGCCAAUAGCAAUGACCCUGUGGCUUUGGCCAAAACAUUGAAACUACAAAAUAUCAAGUUUACCUACACAGAGAGAGAUGCAGCAUUAUAUGCAUUAGGGGUUGGUGUGUCAACAGCACAAGACGACUUUCUCAAGUUUUUGUUUGAACUCUCUGGAGAUUUUACCGUCCUCCCCACAUUUGCUGUCAUUCCAGGGUUCGAUGCCAUCAUGUCCGUAGACAAAGUCCCGGGAUUUCAAAUUGAUCCAACCAAGAUUUUACAUGGUGAACAGUAUCUGGAGCUGUUUAAACCCAUUUCUCGUUCCGGCACACUUGUCUCAAAGGCUUGGAUCGCAGACGUACUGGACAAAAAAUCUGGAGCUGUAAUUUUAUAUAAUGUGGAAACAUUUAAUGAGAACAAUGAAAAGGUUGCCUUCAAUCAGUUCACCACAUUUGUUGUGGGAAUAGGAAAUUUUGGUGGCCGCAGCACAUCCAGCGAAGCCAAGCCGCUUGUUGAUGUUCCAAAACGUGCUCCGGACGCAGUCAAACAGGAAAAGACAAGCAUUGAUCAGGCUGCUUUGUAUCGGCUAAGUGGUGACAGGAACCCAUUACAUAUAGACCCAAGUUUUGCAGCUAUGGGAGGUUUCAAGACGCCAAUACUUCACGGCUUGUGCUCAUUUGGCUAUGCAGUGCGUCAUGUCAUGUCGACAUUUGCCAACAACGAUAUGUCGCUGUUCAAAGCUGUCAAAGUCAGAUUUGCCAAGCCAGUGUUACCAGGGCAGACUCUUGUGACUGAGAUGUGGAAAGAAGGAAACAGAAUUCACUUCCAGACUAAGGUUGCAGAGAAUGGUAAUAUUUGUAUCACUGGAGCUUAUGUGGAUUUGAACGCUGCCACAGAAGAGAAUAAACCAAAACAGGUUAGUGAUUUGCAGAGCACAGCCAUUUUCCAACAAAUGGCAUCUCAAGUAAAAAAUAACACUGACCUAGUAGCCAAGAUCAAUGCAAUCUUUCAGUGGAAUAUUACCAAGAAUGGAGCAGACGCCACAACAUGGGUUGUAGACAUGAAAUCUUCCAAAACUGGCCAGGUUUUUGAGGGCAAACCAGUUAACAAGGCAGACUGUGUCAUAACAAUUUCUGAUGAGAACUUUUUGGCUUUGGUUUCUGGCAAAUUGGAUCCACAGAAGGCCUUCCUUGGUGGAAAACUAAAAUUAUCUGGCAACAUAAUGCUGGCUCAAAAGUUGGGAGAUCUCUUUGCUAAUAAAUCAAAAAUGUGAAAAGACUGACCAGACGACAGUGCUCAAACCAUUGUGUUAAAUGUUGAAUGACUUUUUAGUAUAGAAAUGAUAUGUUGUUUUGUCUGAAUUCAUGAGUUACUGAUUUGUUCAAUGAAUGUUUGUGAGUGGCUUGUGAAGAAUGUCAAAUCUAUAUUAUUCAGAUUAUUGUUUUAUUUACGCUGUUCAUGUUUUGUUUUACAUUAUGAUAUUUAAAGGCAUUAAAUUAUUUUUAAUUGACUUACUUCACAUAUUCUUAGGCCUGUAGUGUGUAUAACAUCUGUUUCUAUGUGUUUCCCUUUGAGAAAGUUCUGGAACACAUUCAUGCUGUUGUAUCGAUUCCUUUAUGAGAUUGGUGUGAACUUCAUUGAAUACUAUCCAGCGUGGCCAUGCUCCAGAGUUAAACUUUUUUUUGUUGGUUUGGUUUACGUCCUGCUGUGUACUCUAGGGGCUUAACAAGCAUAAUAUGAAUUUUUUUUACUUUGUCUGCAAGAUAUGUAGAUCUAUUUCUCUCUUUAUUACGAUGUGGUGUACUGUUCUUUAAUCACAGAGGGAAAUCUUUUGUAGUGUUUACUUUCUGUUUAGAGAUGGGUGUCUAAGUUCAUGAAUGUUCUGUUUUCUAAAAUGAAUGCUAGGAGUUUUUUUAUUUUUGCUGAACAUCUAAAGGCACUAAACAAGUCAUCAUUGCAGCCUUCUACCUGUAUGCCUCCCACCCCCAGCCCCCAGAUAAUGCAAAAGACAUGGACCAAAGUGCACUGAGAAGAUUCAAAUAUAUUUUAAAGAUAUUUUAUUGCUGUGCUUAAGCUUUCCAUUCUUUGUAUAAUUUGAUUUUUGUGCGAAGACAAACUUGAAUUGGAACCAUGUGACUUGUGUUGAAACCAUAUGACUUGUAUUGGAACCAUGUGACUUGUAUUAAAAUCAUUUGACUUGUUAUAUUGUUGAGAUUACUGUGAAUAAAUUGUUGUACUUUUUAAA